AUCCAAGCGGCGGCUGGCUAGACCGGGUUUUCGCAAACGACGCCUCAUUUGACUUGGCCGCAGUUUGGACUGCAAGGCAGACAGAGGACGCAGCUGUCACAUACUGGAUGAGCGGUGCCUCGAAGCUGAAUUGCGGGAUGAGGAAUUGAGCUGAGGAACAUAUUUCGUCAAAUGGGAAACGUUUUUACUAAAAACAGUCGUUAGUGUUAUAAAUUAGAAGCUUUCAAAGUUGUGGUCCGCGCAGAGUUGACGCACCGUUUGGACUGGAGCACAUUCGGCUGUUUGAAUAACGUUACCGCGGAGACGGUAGUUAAGCGGAGAAAGCGACGAAGGGCCACUCUAAAUAAGUGCGGCCAAAAAUUUAUAAGAGUUAAAUCCUUCGCAGGAGAAUAAAACCAACAGGGAAAUUAAAUUCUUCGGAGCUGAAGAGGACAUCAUAAGAAGGCGAGGAUCAAAGCAGCAUGGUUACCACAAAGGGAGCUGGCCUGAACCCCAAUGCUAAAGUGUGGCAGGAGAUCCCUGCCCACCAGAAUGACAUCCCAGAGGAGACGGAGGAUUCUCCUUGGCUGCUGACCUACCCUCCUCCCGCUCAGAUGACCGAUGGUUACUCAGACAUUCCCUCUUCAGGGGGAAAAGGAUAUGACACUGAAUAUCCUGACAGCACUGCUGAUUAUGUCCCUGUAUCCACAGAGGGCAUUGUGAAUGGCACAGACCACCCUGACUUGAGGUAUUUAGCCUUUGAUCCACAAUGCGAAUCAGCCAUAGAUGAUGUUACUAAGCAACAACCAAUGUCUGAGGAGAACCUAAGAGAGUCUUUGAAGAAACAGCUCGAGUUCUGCUUUUGUAGAGAGAACCUAUCAAAGGACCUGUACCUGGUAUCCCAGAUGGAUAGUGAUCAGUUUGUUCCCAUCUGGACCAUUGCUUGCAUGGAGGACAUCAAAGCCCUUACCACUGACAUGGACCUCAUUCUGGAUGUACUGCGAGCGUCUCCCAUGGUGCAAGUUGAUGAAACUGGCGAGAAGGUUCGGCCAAACCACAGUCGCUGCAUCAUUAUUCUGAGAGAGGUCCCAGAGACUACACCAGUUGAGGAAGUGGAGGCUCUUUUUAAGAGUGACAACUGUCCAAAAGUGUUAAGUGCUGAGUUUGCACACAACAGCAACUGGUACAUAACAUUUCGGUCAGAUAUGGAUGCACUACAGGCUUACAGAUACCUAAGAGAGGAAGUGAAAAUGUUCCAGGGAAAACCAAUCAUGGCCCGCAUCAAGGCCAUUAACACAUUCUUUGGUAAGAACGGCUUCCACAGUGUGGACUCAAGCGUGUAUAGUCAACAUGCCCAACCACAGGCUCAGUAUGGCUCCCCAGUCUACAUGCAGCAGGUGUACAGCCCUCAGCAGCAGUACCCUGUAUACCCUGUGGUGUCUCCCUCCUGGAACCCUUCCAUCAUGCCUUACUUUGAAACACCCCUGGCACCUUUCCCAAAUGGUGGAUUAAUGAAUGGUUACAGCCGUCCUGGGAACUACAAAGGAAACUCAAGCUCCAUCAACGGCCAUCGACCCAUGAGCAGAAAUCGAAACCAUGUUAAGAGUCACCCUAGGCCUGGAGACGUGCCCCCUUCUUCUUCAUUGGCUCCAGGGACCCUGAUAGAUGGAUGGUCUGGUCCCUUGAGUCCACAACCCCUCCAGACAUCAGGGACACCGGCAAGCACCACUUCAGCGACAGUCUCUCUGCUCUCUUACAGCCUUAAAGACACUUCUCCACAGGCCACCGUACCCAGUGGAUAUCUGAGUGGGUCUGGACGGGGCAGGAGAGGUAGCCACAGAGGCAUGAGGAGGAAAAGAGAAGAUGAACAAACCCCGAGGCCUCUCCCUGUGAUGGAGGCCAAGGUACCACCUCCACCAAAGUUUGACCUGGCAGCUUCCAAUUUUCCUCCGUUGCCGGGAUCUGUGGUCAGCAUGCAGGGAGAAACUACGCCAGAGAUGCGCCUUUCUGAUGUUGUGCGUGGCCUAAAGGUGACCAAGAAGUCUGUGAGCCAAGAGGUUAACGAGACCCGAUACACAAACAUCUCAGAAAACUCUGUAAGCAAACCUGCUCCUGUGGCAACGGUUGCUAAACCUGCUCCUGUGGCACCGCACACAGUGGCACCACCAGUCUCAAGUGUUUCUCCUCCAGUAAAGGAAGAGGAUAAAGCUGAACCUCCUAUUCCAAAGGGAAAAAUCUCCUCGUUCACUCAGGCUGCCUCCCCAGCAGCCUCCGAACAUGCCCCCUCCACCUGCAGCCAGUCUGUUUCUACAAAAGCACCUUCCCCAUCAUCCCCAACUUCAACAUCAGAGCUGGGGCCAAAAAAGCUCAGCUAUGCAGAGGUGUGCCAGAGGCCGGCCAAGGACCCUCAACCAGCACAGACACCCUCUCCCUCCUCUCCUGCCUCCUCAGCCAGCCAACCCCUGCAAGAGCUCAAGGUCAACAGGGUUGAGGAGCCAAGGCCCAACUCCAUGCGUACUAGAGACAAACGAGAGAAAUCCGGAGACUGCCGUCCUCCUCGUCAACCAUUACGUUCCUUCAGAGGGGCGAAUGGCCAAGUCAGAUUCGGCGGUGCAACGCUGAAGAUUCAGGAGCAUCAGAGAGGCCUGAACACUGGCAAACAGUUUUCCCCACAGCGGGGAGCCAGACGCAGUGGCAAAGAACAGAACAUUCCCCCAAGGUCACCAAAAUAACUAAAGAAAAAGGAACCUAUAAAACAUGAAUUAAAACAGAAUUAGAAACUAUAUGUAAAUAUAUAAUAUAUGUAAAUAGACAGAUGAAUAUAUUUCAUUUGACGGACUUUUUCAAAGGAUCUCUUAACAUUGUUGCAGACCUGAAAUUAUUUGGAAAGACUAUAGUAGAAAUUCCUUUUAGGAAAAUGCAUGUAGUCUGCUGACAGAAUUGCAGACUUUCAGGGUGAUAAAACAUACUUUGCUGAAAGUAAUAUCACCACGAUGUUAUCAAAAAAUGCCUCCAUUAAAAAGGCUAAAUCUGUAGCGUGUGUGUAUAUGUGUAUGUGGGCUAGUUACUUAGAAAUAUAAGGUAGUCUUAACAUUUAGCUAGCAUUGUCAACAUCCAAAAUGAUAAUGAGGCACAUUUGAUUUCUCGGAGUUGUUGUCGGCAUAUGAUUCAUCUUGACUUAAACAUUUUUGUGCAUUGAAAUCAAGGAAUUAUGAUUUAUUUAUUAAAUGGAAGAUGUUGAAUCCAAGGCAGAAUCAUAGAAACAGUGGGACAUGUGAUUAACUACAAAAAGUUUGAAUUUUGAUGAUGGGUAGCAAUGUUUGAUGACAUUUUCACGAUAGUGAUGAUUUGCUCUACAAACAGUGGUGAAUACUAAGUUACAUGGAUUCAGAAUGUUGCGUAAUGUAAUGAUUUUAAUCCUUCAAUGUUUUGGCAGUAGUUUUCUUUGUGAUGCAGCUAUUAGAUCAAUGCUGCUAACAUUUGAAAUAAGCCCUGUAUUCUAACUGGAGUAGAUCUUGUAAAAAUUGUAGAGCAUAAAUACCCAUAAGAAUAGUAGUCAAAUAAACUACUGUUGCGCAGGGUUAUUAGACAUAAGCAGGAGCAGAAAGACUGUCACCAUGUUGAUUAUGGUGCUUCUCUCACAUAGUAAGAAUAAUAGGUUAGACAGCUAACUUUAAUUUCAGGUCCGGCUUAUGAUAUGGAUAGUCUGUAUUUUCAGUUUCCGGAACGUUUUUGGGUUUGAUGGUAGAUCUUGUAGAAUCAGCUCUCUGUCGUUGGUGACUAGCAUCUCUGCAUGUGAAUUGCAAAUUGGAUUUUCUUCCGCAAUAGAAAUUUGUGGCCUCUCCUUGACGAAAGUACCUAAUUGACGUUUGACGCCAUGGCCUAUGUCUAAACUUGAUUUGGUGACACUGAUUGCCUGCAUAAUCUGUUUUGAUUGGAUACAUAAGGCUUCAGACGAAUGUAGUCCUUUUGGCAUAAAACCGCUUUUGAUUUUGUAAAUGUCUAUGUAAAUGUAGCUUAACUUGAGUUUGUAUAUACCGAUUUAUUUUUGAUCUGGGUUGUUAAUGUACUUGUUUUCCUGCUGUAGAUGAGUUUCGUUUUCUAUUAAUUUGUAAUGUUUUUCUUUUCAUGGUAUUUAAUGUUUCUGUAGUAUUUGUAAGUUGGUGUGUAGACUGAAACGAGAAAAGAUACUUAGUUGUGGACAACUAAAGAUACUGAUCUACACAGCUCCUUGUGGCUCCACAAUGAGCAGAACAUGCCUUAACCUGUAGUGCUUUGAAUUGAAAUGCACCAUCUGUUGAUCUCAAGGCUUUAAUGCAUUAUAGAAGUAAGAAAUGGAAAGGUGUUGCACAGAAAUGCUAAAUUUGUGCUUAUGUUUCCUUUUAGUGUUGUCAUUUCAUCUGAAUAAUCUUUGGUGUCGCAAAUGAAAAUGGAAAAAAAAAAUGGGUGAAGAUAAAGAAUUACAGUUUUUCAGGAUUAGGGGGGAUAAAACAUUUCACCUUAAAUAAGUGUUUUGAAUCCUCCACUUGUAGGAGCUUGACUGCAGUGUAGGGUAUUUUAUGUCUUGUAAUCAGUAGAUCAGUUGUCGUGUGUGUGUGUGUGUGUGUGUGUGUGUGAGAGAGAGAGAGAGAGAGAGAGAGAGAGAGAGAGAGAGAGAGAGAGAGAGAGAUGGUGUAAACUUGUGUGCAUGAGAGAAAGAGAUUGCUUCUGCUUCGGACUACAUGGAACUGUUAUCUCAAACCAAACCGCCAGUGCCUUAACAAUGCUUCAUUUCAGUAGUACACAAGUUUUGAGCACAUCAAUUUGUCACACUGAACAAGGCUGGUUAGUUGGUGGUUAAAAAUCCAACAUUAUCAGUUUGUGACACCCAGACACACUAGAUCCUGUUCAGUGUAAAUCUUUAUUAUAGGUGCAGCUGGUGGGCUGGGGCUGGUUGGAGUGGAGCUUAAUGUGUGUGUGCAUGCUUUUUUUUGUCUAUUAUGUGUGUGAUACAGUUUGUUUUGUUAGCUUGUCAAUGCAAUUUCAGUCUUAUAUCAGAAUCCUUCUUAUAACUCUCAAUCAAACAUGCGAUUGCAAUUUUCAGCCAAGUACACACUGGUUUGAGUGAAUAUUUUAUUGCUGAGCCUGAUGUAUGAAAAUAAAGAUUUAUUUUUAAACA
This is a messenger RNA of Siniperca chuatsi (mandarin fish), 5137 nucleotides long. It is a transcript of the gene larp4ab, whose product is annotated as La ribonucleoprotein 4Ab. The record is from RefSeq and is a predicted model, not a curated record. Gene Ontology annotation, biological process: positive regulation of translation. NCBI's taxonomy places the organism in Eukaryota, Metazoa, Chordata, Actinopteri, Centrarchiformes, Sinipercidae. The coding region runs from base 462 to 2711 and encodes 749 amino acids. Gene Ontology annotation, cellular component: cytoplasmic stress granule; cytosol. The transcript has 15 exons. Gene Ontology annotation, molecular function: mRNA 3'-UTR binding.